CAGAAGAGGAGAAACGCUGCAGAGUAUGGAACGCUGUAGAACUUCCUGAAACAUUUGCUUGGGAUUCCCGGGGAGCAUGAUCUUUUAAAACCAAUUCUUUCUGAAGCCGGUUUGGGUAACUGGGAAAAUGAUACAUAUGCUAAAUGCAGCAGCUGAUCGAGUGAAAUGGACCAGAUCGAGGACUGCUAAAAGGGCUGCCUGCGUGGUGGCUGCAGCCUAUGCUCUGAAAACCCUCUCUCCCAUCAUUGGCAAGCGUUUAAAGCAAUCUGGCCACUGCAAGAAAAAAGAAGCUUACCCGGCUGCAGAGAACAGAGAAAUACUGCAUUGCACCGAGGCCACUUGUAAAAAACCUUCGCCUGGAGUGAAUGCAGAUUUUUUUAAACAGCUACUAGAACUUCGGAAAAUUCUCUUCCCAAAACUUGUGACCACUGAGACAGGAUGGCUCUGCCUCCACUCAGUAGCUCUAAUCUCAAGAACCUUUCUGUCUAUCUAUGUAGCUGGUUUGGAUGGAAAAAUCGUGAAAAGCAUUGUGGAAAAGAAGCCUCGGACUUUCAUCAUCAAAUUAAUCAAGUGGCUUAUGAUAGCCAUCCCUGCCACCUUUGUCAACAGUGCAAUAAGGUACCUAGAGGGCAAAUUGGCCUUGGCCUUCAGAACUCGCCUAGUCGACCAUGCCUAUGAAACCUAUUUUACAAAUCAGACUUAUUAUAAGGUGAUCAAUAUGGAUGGGAGGCUGGCAAACCCUGACCAGUCUCUUACUGAGGAUAUUAUGAUGUUCUCUCAGUCUGUGGCUCACUUGUAUUCCAAUCUGACCAAACCUAUUUUAGAUGUAAUCCUGACUUCCUAUACACUCAUCAAGACUGCUACAUCCAGAGGAGCAAGCCCAAUUGGGCCCACCCUUUUAGCAGGGCUUGUGGUAUAUGCCACUGCUAAAGUGUUAAAAGCCUGCUCUCCCAAAUUUGGUAAAUUGGUGGCUGAAGAAGCUCAUAGGAAAGGCUAUUUGCGGUAUGUGCACUCCAGAAUUAUAGCCAAUGUUGAAGAAAUUGCCUUCUACAGAGGACAUAAGGUAGAAAUGAAGCAACUCCAGAAAAGUUACAAAGCUUUAGCAAAUCAGAUGAACCUCAUUUUAUCCAAACGUUUGUGGUACAUCAUGAUAGAGCAGUUCUUGAUGAAGUAUGUUUGGAGCAGCAGUGGACUAAUUAUGGUGGCUCUACCUAUUAUCACUGCAACUGGCUUUGCAGAUGGUGAUCUAGAGGAUGAUCGAAAGCAAGCUAUGGUUAGUGAGCGGACAGAAGCGUUUACCACUGCUCGAAAUUUAUUGGCCUCUGGAGCUGAUGCUAUUGAAAGGAUUAUGUCUUCAUACAAAGAGAUAACUGAAUUAGCAGGCUAUACUGCUCGAGUAUACAACAUGUUUUGGGUCUUUGAUGAAGUAAAAAGAGGCAUUUAUAAGAGAGCUGCUGUCUUGCAAGAGUCUGAAAACCAUAGCAAGAGUAGAGCUAACGUAGAAUUACCCCUCAGUGAGACACUGGAAAUCAAAGGAAAAGUUAUUGAUGUGGAUCAUGGAAUUAUUUGUGAAAAUGUUCCCAUAAUUACACCAACGGGAGAAGUGGUGGCUUCCAAGCUAAACUUCAAAGUAGAAGAAGGAAUGCAUCUUUUGAUAACUGGUCCCAAUGGUUGUGGGAAAAGUUCUCUCUUCAGAAUUUUAAGUGGGCUCUGGCCUGUGUAUGAAGGAAUCCUAUAUAAACCACCUCCACAACAUAUGUUCUAUAUUCCACAAAGGCCGUACAUGUCUCUUGGAAGUCUUCGGGAUCAAGUCAUUUAUCCAGAUUCAGUGGAUGACAUGCAUGGUAAAGGCUAUACAGACCACGAUCUAGACUGUAUUCUACAUAAUGUUCACCUCUACCAUAUAGUUCAAAGAGAAGGAGGAUGGGAUGCUGUUAUGGACUGGAAAGAUGUCCUGUCAGGAGGGGAAAAGCAAAGAAUGGGCAUGGCUCGCAUGUUUUAUCAUAGACCAAAAUAUGCAUUGCUGGAUGAAUGCACCAGCGCUGUCAGCAUUGAUGUUGAAGGAAAGAUAUUUCAGGCUGCGAAAGGGACUGGAAUUUCCUUACUUUCUAUAACACACAGGCCUUCUCUUUGGAAAUACCACACUCAUUUAUUACAGUUUGAUGGUGAAGGAGGUUGGCGCUUUGAACAAUUGGACACUGCUAUUCGUUUAACACUAAGUGAAGAAAAACAAAAGCUAGAAUCUCAGCUAGCUGGAAUUCCCAAAAUGCAGCAGAGACUCAAUGAACUAUGUAAAAUUUUGGGAGAAGACUCGGUGCUGAAAACAAUAAAAAAUGAAGAUGAGACAUCCUAACUUAUUUUGACAUGUUUUAAAAGUUAAUUUUUAGUUAAAGGCUCAGAGACACUGUUAUAGGGCAUGCAUUGUGUUAAGCUAAGCACAGAGGAAAAAAAGACAGCAAGAAAUGUUUUAUAAGAUUUUAGCAUCAAGGAAAUAUAAGAUCUGACUUUUCAGAAGAAAAUAAACAAAUGCAUUAUGUAAGAUAAGUCAUUAUGGCUUAUACUAAUUCCUAGUGAGAGCCUAAUUCACAUGUAAAACAGGAUUUUCUAGGUAAAUUCAUGAUGAAUACUAGAUUUGCUAAUGUGUAUGUGUUGUGUCUGAAAUUCUUAACAAACAUGGGAUAUAUCUUGAGAAUGGACAACUUAAGAGCAGUGUUUGGGUUGAAACAAGGUGCAGAAAAUUAGAAGUUUGAGUAACAUUUCUGUCCAUUUAUGGUUUUUAGAUUUAACAGCUAGAAUUCAUGUUCCUUUAUUGCUAGUGGUCAACUAAAACCUGUGUACAAAAGCGCUAACAGUUUGAUAGAUAAUUUCAAAACGAAAGAAAUUCUUUUAAUGGCAGUGGUUGAAAGAAAAAAGCAUGGCUAUACUUCUUUUAUAUGUAUAAAAUAUCCUAUUUUUAAUUUUAGAUUUUGAGCAUCUCGUGGGCACAUAAAUUCAUUUUAAUGAGAACUCUUACAUAUUUGUUAAUAAACUUUCAUUUUAAAAAGAGAAUUGCCAAUACAGAAAAGGACUAUCCAAACAAUGUUUGUCUCAGCCUGUUACUUUACUUGGAAGGAUUAUUUAUUGCAAAUUCUGUCCAGAAAUACUUAGCUUGUUUUUGUCCCCAAAGGAGGAGUCCACCACAUUUUGAAAAUAGCAGUGCUAUAAUAGAAUAGAGGGAUUUUCAAAAUGAUAGUAGUAAUAACAUACAUUGGAAUAGUACUUUAUAAUUUACAAUCCUCACUUACAUCAAUUAAUUUUAAUCCUGUGACAAACUUUUGAGGCAAAUUUUUUUUUCCUAGUUUGCUUUUGAGAAAAUUGACACUCAGAUUUGCCCUAAUCAUGCAGUUUAUUUAGGGGCAGAUCCAGGGGUCAAAUGAAUUUCCCCUGUUUCCCUGGUUCAGUGCUAUUUUCAUUAUUAUCCUUGAAAUUCAACUGGGCUAUAAUAGCAAUAAAAGUUAGAUGAGAUGUUGAAAAGAGAAUAAAUUUAGUAAUGUUAGUGUUAUUAUUUUUUGAUUAUUGUUUACAAGGUAUGGAAAUUUAAGUACAAAAUGGAAAGGUUAUUGAUCUGUGGUUUAAAAUAGGGCAGGAAAGUUAGCAAAUCUUUCAGCAGCUAUGCACUUAUACGCAAUAUUAAUGUACCCCUACAACCAGCAUUCAGAAGAGGAAUUGCAUUAUAAAUCAAUUUAAUAUUUAUUGAACAUAAUGAGAAAGAAUCUAUAUGGAAUAGUCAUAUGAAAUAAAUCUUAUAUAUUCAAUUGCCUUGAAGUUGGAAGUAUGAAAGCCAGGACUACCAUUUUAAUCUCCUACUGCCUAUGCCACCAUGUUGAUAGGCCAGGGAAAAUGGGAAUGCUGUUAUUAGUGGUUUAGGAUUUUAUUUGCAUAUUUAGACACAGCCAUAAUAGAUGCUAAGUCAGUGAUUCUCAGACUUUUUCAGCUGGUAGAGUACCUGGAUGUCAUUCAUGAUGCCUGUAAUCGAACAUGUAAUAGAAUCAUGACAUUUUCAUAUUUUCAAUUCUUCCAUGCUAAGACAUUUUUAAUUAUCAAUAAAUGUAACCACCUUAUGUGAAGGAAUGUAAUAUAAAAUCAAAACCAGUACAUCUAAGUUUUCCUGUUAGUAUCAUUAGCUGUUCAUUUAUUCAUUUGUCAGUUACUACUACUUCCUAUUAGAAAAGUGAGGCAGAUAUCAAAGGUUUAAAAAAAAAAAAUGCAUGGAACCAAAACUUAAACUUGAUAAAAAUUAUUCAUUAAUCUAAGUUCUAUAUUAGCAGUUAUUCAGUUUAUAUGGCUGUAGGGAAAAUUCUGGGGCAAGUAGCUUAAGUUAAUUUUUAAAGUUAUAAGAAGAAAAUGAAAAGUCUUCAUUUGAAAUAUGUACAUAAUUUUUAUGCCUUAAUUUUCUUAAUUUGAAAAAUAAAGCAUUUAGGAACCAAUAUAUUGUGUUUUGAAACUUUGAAAAGAAUGCCAAAACAAAUAUUAGAGUUUUAAUUAGCCCUUAUUUAAUAUAUCCUACCAACUGGCUGAAGUAAAGAACUCAUUAUUUAUAAUGUACAGGAUUCAAGGAUGUUUAAAAUUCUGUAUUAAAAGCUAUACACACUGCAGUUUAAAUGUUAAAGUUCUAAGAGAAACA
Messenger RNA from Balaenoptera acutorostrata (minke whale), 4663 nucleotides. It is a transcript of the gene ABCD2, whose product is annotated as ATP binding cassette subfamily D member 2. The record is from RefSeq and is a predicted model, not a curated record. NCBI's taxonomy places the organism in Eukaryota, Metazoa, Chordata, Mammalia, Artiodactyla, Balaenopteridae. The coding region runs from base 128 to 2353 and encodes 741 amino acids. Gene Ontology annotation, biological process: long-chain fatty acid import into peroxisome; peroxisome organization; very long-chain fatty acid catabolic process. Gene Ontology annotation, molecular function: ABC-type transporter activity; ATP binding; long-chain fatty acid transmembrane transporter activity. The transcript is spliced from 10 exons. Gene Ontology annotation, cellular component: peroxisomal membrane.